AUGAUGAGUGAAGAAAUAGUUGGCAAGAAAACCUCAUUAUCAAGCCUUAUCUACCCAAAGCGCAUACCAAACAUUAAGUUUGGUCCUAUCAAGGACGAAAUGGGCUUCACGCUCAGCGAAAGACUGGCUCUCAGACAGGCGUGGAACUUGAUCAAACCCUUUGAGCGGCGCUACGGUCAGGAUGUGUUCUAUAGCUUCUUAAAUGAUUACUCUUGGGGUAUUAAAAAGUUUGGGAACGGAACUGAGCUCGACCUGAAAGCCCUGCACUCACAUGCUUUUCGAUUUAUCAACUUUUUUGGACUUCUCAUCGAGGAGAAAGAUUCUGUAAUGUUCCAGCUGAUGAUAAAUGACAACAACCAAACCCACAGUCGCUGCAAAGUGGGCUCCUUUUUUGUUGGGCAUCUAGCCCAGGCCCUGGCGGACUAUGUGCUAAAGGUGUUCCACAAGGUCAGCUCGCUAUCACUGGAACGGGGCUUGGACAAACUCGUGGAGAAGUUCCAGAACUACCAGGACAAUCCGUCGAUUACCUCCGCACACAAUCGCCUGAGCAAGAUGAACUCUGAUCCCCGCCCUCCCAGAGGAAAUCCAGUGGAAGCCCAGGGCAUGAAUCGGAAUUAUAUCGGGCGGCGCACUUCUGCCGCGGACGCUGCCUCUGCCACCGCGAUAUCAGGCUUCUAGUAUCAGCCUCUGUCGCAGUCGCCGACGCAGUUGCCGCUUAUUUUGCUUAGCUGCUAAGCGAUUUCCUUGGAGAAAUUCAGUUCAGCUCGGACGCUCAUCGCGCCCAUAUACACGUUUCGAUAGUUAAGGCUUUCGGAGAACUGGAGUGAUCAAAAGUGGCAGUAGCAACGUAAACAUAAAUAAAUUGUACAUAUAACCUCGCAUUUGCGGGCUAAUCGGCAAA
Molecule: messenger RNA, 901 nt
Organism: Drosophila yakuba
Lineage: Eukaryota; Metazoa; Arthropoda; Insecta; Diptera; Drosophilidae
Exons: 3
Coding region: 1-678 (225 amino acids)
Molecular function (GO): oxygen binding; heme binding
Source: RefSeq, a predicted model, not a curated record